AUGAGCAAACUCUUCUUGUUGCUCUUCAUUUUACCUCAGAUUACCUUUGCUGGUUAUGAAGAUGGAACUGCUGAUGUAGCACCACAAGUAAGACCUCCACCGAGUCAGGCUUCCCCUCCUCGGAACUCCACACCGUUGGCUGGAAGACCAUCACCGUCAGGUCAGCCACCAGCUGGGAGGCCAUCACCGCCAGGUCAGCCACCAGCGGUUAGGCCACCGCCGCCAGUGAGCAGACCUGCUCCACAAGUCCGGCCACCGGUCCAGCCAGCAGUGCCAGUUCAGCCACAAGUCCGGCCACAGGUUCAGCCACCAGUGGUCAGACCACCACCACCCGUUCGUCCACCAGUCCGACCACCCGUGCAGCCAUCAGUGGGCAGGCCGGCACCGCCAGUGCGGCCGCCAGUCCGUCCACCGGUCCGGCCACCAGUGGUCAUUCCAGCGCCACCACCACCGUCACCAACAGAGCCCCCACCUACCGAGCCCCCACUGCAGACAGGUACAAUGCCUGACGGAAUCGGCCAGGCUCCUCCUUCUAACCCUGCUUUCGAGGCCUGCAUUGAGACAAAUCCAAGGGUGUUCUGCGAGCAGAUUAUAUGGUGGGAUGGAAAUUCCAGGGAUCAAGACGCUGUACUUCUCUCGCCCGUUGGUUUUGUUGCUUCGAGUCCUUUUGCCUCGACUCUUCAAGCAGCCGACGUCUUCACGCAACCGACCGAUCGCAGCCAGUGCUUGAAUAUUCAAUGUAUAUGUCAAUUUGCUAGAGGUAGGUUCUCCAAUAAUCAAUGCAUAUACUUGCCGAAUGGUCAAGUGUACGGUAGAGCAUAUCGUAAGGAAUUCCGAAUGAUGACUGACGACGAACGCCUCAGAUUCCGCAACGCUAUGUGGGGUAUUCGUAGCACGCAGUAUUUGGCCCUGUCGAGACUGCAUUCCAGCUACGUGACAUCACCAGCUGCUCAUUCUGGACCAGCGUUCCUUCCAUGGCAUCGAGAGUUCAUUAAA
This is a messenger RNA of Ostertagia ostertagi, 996 nucleotides long. NCBI's taxonomy places the organism in Eukaryota, Metazoa, Nematoda, Chromadorea, Rhabditida, Trichostrongylidae. The record is from the annotation of a GenBank genome assembly.